This is a messenger RNA of Acaulospora colombiana, 403 nucleotides long. The record is from the annotation of a GenBank genome assembly. NCBI's taxonomy places the organism in Eukaryota, Fungi, Glomeromycota, Glomeromycetes, Diversisporales, Acaulosporaceae.
ACUUCUAGAAAGAUUCUUUGGCUGGGCAUUAGCUGUUCUAUACUUUAUAAUGUUCUUUAUUUCUCGUUCCGCCAACAAGCACCGUCAAAAGUAUGCUAAAUCAGCUCAAGCCCAACAAUUCUCUCCGGAGAUAGGCACAAAUAAUUAUGUUGUUAACACCGGAGGAAGUUUGUGCUGUAAAGGCGAAAAGGACGAUGCGGGCAGCAGCGUAUAUGAAACUUCGACACCAUUAAGCAAUUACGCCGGCACUACCGAAGCAAGCGAGAAAAUAAAUAAUUAUAAUGAAUCUCAUGCAUCGGGACAAAAUCAUGGUUUUUUAAAUGUUUCAUACCCGCCACCAUCUGCAUCACCAAGUUCUUCAUCAUAUUCAUCACCAACACCGCCAUCUACGAGUAAUAACAUG